UCUUAGGGGGAGGGACUGGUCCUUUCGUCUCCCAGCAGGGGGAAUUCCCUAAAGCUCAGGGGGACAAGAGGGUGACGACAUAGGGGGGAAGCCCCAGCGCUGGCUAGAGAAGGCUGAGAUCUCGGACGCAGCAGUCAGUCAGUUUGUGAGAUUUGGCGUCCUGGAAGGCAGAGCUUCGAACAGAUACUCUACUGCGUCUCUGCGCUCAGCCGUGGCCAGCUUUGCUCCCCAAGCCAUGCGCAUUCUCCAGCUUCUCAUCUUGAGCUGCACCUGGUGCUUGGUGCCGGCAGCUCAGGUGGUGGAGGUGUUAUGUUCAGAGGAUGCUCUUCUGACUUGUUCAGCCCCCUGGAACCCUCAGACCCCAUACGUGAUGAUCUUCUGGGAUAAGGUUAAUGAACAAAGUGGAGAGCUGACCAAGAUGUUGGGGAUGAACCUAAGCCUUAGUGAACAAUACCAUGAUCAGAAAGAAACAAAUGGCUCAUUACAGGCCUGUCCUUCGGAAGAAUGUUCCCUAAAGAUCAAGAAUACUACCUGCCAACAUGUGGGGACUUACAGAUGUACUUUGUGGGCACCAGGAGAAGAAAACAGCCCAAGUGCCACAGUAGAACUCAAAGUGACAGGUUGUACCAUAGAGCUGGAUGAUAAGUACAAGAAAUACCGAGCUGAAAUUCUCCUACUGUUAUUUCUUGCGAUGUUUUAUGUAUUUCUCAUCAUUUUUACCUGUAAAUUUGCAAAACUACAGAACAUAUUUCCAGAUAUCAACAAACAAGGCAUGGAACAAACUUUUCUCCAUGUCCACUUCCAAAAGAAGAAAAAUACUCAACAGAUGUGUCCAACAACAAUUCAGAAGAUAGACUUGGUCUGAGCUUUUCCCUCUGUGGGUUGUUUUUAGAACACCAAGAACUCACAAACUUUCAUUGUUCUUUGGUCAGCCAAAAGAACAAAGACACUCCGAUGAAGGGGCAGCACCACUAGGAUCACCAUUUUUGAGAUGACUGAAAAUAGGUCCAUAAUGCCCAUCUAGAACAUGCCUUAGAAUGGACUAAUCCAACGGUCAGAUGCAGAGCCUCUGAUUCAGCGCUCCGGCAAUAUGGAAGCACCAUCUCUCAGGAUGAUUCCUACUACUAACAUCUUAAAGCUUUUCAUCUAGCUAUGUACUCUGCCCAUUGGCCAAUCAUGUGAAAACUUCUCCUUUUGGAGAAGGUGAGUGCUGACCUAAGGAAUUUUUUUGGUCAUUGGCAGCUACCCUCGGGGAGAUAUUGCUGAAAAAUGCUUUCAAGAAAAAUGAAUGUAUGACACUUACUCCUGCAUGGGACUCAGAGACUUGAUUCCCUAAGUCAGAUAGUGACCUUCCUGUAUCUCAAAGAGACCUUUUGGAAGCUGUUUGGAUUUUGCUGCACCAGUACAGGUGUUUCUUGUAUCGAAGAAGACUGACAUGUUCUGCUACAAAGUGGUGGGAAAUAGCUACUAAAUAACUCUUUGACUUGAAGGUUUGACAAUUAUGUAUAUCAUGUAUACAUUAAAUAACAAGUCAAUGAACCAUUUCUCAGCAACGCCUUUUUUAUUAGGGAAAGGCAUUUGCAAGGAAACUGUGAAGAAAGAUGCCAUGUUGGAUGAAUACAUGCCUUAUAGGGAAUUCAAACAGAGGCACAGACACACUACCCCCUUGGUAGUUAAUGUAAGGAAAUUUUCAGACAGGAAUCACUAAUCUCCUAUGGAGCUUGUGCCAAUUAUUGUGUCUCAUACCCAAACUUGGCUCUCUUCUGUACUGUUUUACCUGAGGUCAUAAAGAAAUUCUUUAGAGCUAAAAGUACUAUCUAUGCUAAUGUACAAGUGUGAUAAGGAUGCCAAAUUCAGCUCUUUGACUUCCUAGUUCCCUAAUGCAACAAUUUGUAUUAAAUGUAAAGAGCUCAGUGUCUGAAGAUUUUCCUGAAGAGACUGGGGAAACGGGGAGAAAGAAAGAGGGUUAUAUGCAGAGGAGAAAGAGAGAGGGAGACGAGAGAGAGAGAUAGAGACACAGUCAGACAGAAUUGGAAAAUGGUUUAGUGCCAUAUAUGUUGCUUAAUACAUUCAUGCUAUCUCUGAAUCUGUAUUUCCCCUUGCCUUCCCCUCCCUGGUUUCUUUGUAUUCCUUAGCAUAGUGCCUGGAACUUAGUAAAUUUUUUAAUAAAGUUAUUUUAGUUGAAUGGAAUAAA
Antechinus flavipes (yellow-footed antechinus) is the source of this 2194-nucleotide messenger RNA. It is a transcript of the gene CD83, whose product is annotated as CD83 molecule. NCBI's taxonomy places the organism in Eukaryota, Metazoa, Chordata, Mammalia, Dasyuromorphia, Dasyuridae. The transcript has 5 exons. The record is from RefSeq and is a predicted model, not a curated record. The coding region runs from base 236 to 865 and encodes 209 amino acids.